AUAUAAGCCAAGUAAAGGGUGUUGGGUUUUUGCUUCUUUUAAAGACAGAACAACACCAUCAAAUUAAAAAUAAAAAAAUAAAAAAAUACCAAUAGUAAUAAUAUAGAACCCAAAAUUUGGUCUCUGAAAAGGAAAAAAAAUGGAAGAACAGCUCAGCUCCUUAGCUGUUACUCAUCUUCUUCAACACACCCUAAGAAGCCUUUGCAUCCAUGAAAACUCUCAGUGGGUUUACGCCGUUUUCUGGAGGAUUUUGCCCAGAAAUUAUCCCCCUCCCAAGUGGGACAGCCAAGGAAGUGCGUAUGACAGGUCAAGAGGCAACAGAAGAAACUGGAUACUGGUUUGGGAAGAUGGGUUUUGCAACUUUGCGGCGUCGACGUCGGCGGCGGCGGGGGAGAUGAAUGCCGAAGAAUGUCCGGCGGGUUCAUCGUCGGCGUACGAUUACCAGCAGUACCAAGGGCUGCAGCCGGAGCUCUUCUUCAAGAUGUCCCACGAAAUCUACAACUAUGGUGAAGGUAUAAUUGGAAAAGUAGCAGCAGAUCACAGCCAUAAAUGGAUCUAUAAAGAGCCAAAUGAUCAAGAAAUCAACUUCUUGUCUGCAUGGCAUAACUCUGCUGACUCUCAUCCAAGGACCUGGGAAGCGCAGUUUCAAUCUGGUAUUAAGACCAUAGCUUUGAUUGCUGUUAGAGAAGGUGUUAUUCAGUUGGGAGCUAUUCAUAAGGUUAUCGAGGAUUUGAGCUAUGUGGUGUUACUGAGAAAGAAGUUAAGUUACAUAGAGAGCAUCCCCGGAGUUCUCCUCCCACACCCCUCGUCGGCGGCGUAUCCCAUGAAGAUCGACGGCUACGGGCUCUCGCCGGAAGCAUGGCCGCCGCAUUUCCAGGCCAACAUUGUGGCGGCGCCACCCGCGGAAUACUACGACCACUUCAACAACAAUAACCAACCGCCGGCGGCGGCGAUGAUGAAGAUAACGCCAUCGAUGAGCAGCCUGGAGGCCCUUCUCUCCAAGCUGCCCUCCGUCGUGCCGACGGGGCCCUCCAUGCCGGCAGUUCCGGGCAACUACUCCGACGUCCCGCCGCAGUACCACCGGGCGCCGGAGAUGGUGGCGAAAGAAGAGUACGACGACGACGAUGAAGAGAACAACAACAACAACAAUGGAAGGAACUAUCAGGGUGAGAAUAAUAAGGAUGUUGGGGAGAGUAGCAGUUCCAUGUCUUCUUACAGUCAUCACCACCACCACCAUUAUGGGUAUCAUUAUGAUCUGAAUGUGAGAGAGUUUAAUUGAAUUCUUGUUUCUUAAGCAGUUAGUACUCUACUGAGAGAGAGAGAGAGAGAGAGAGAGAGAGAGAGAGAGAGAGAGAGAGAGAGAUUGUAUUAAGAUCACCUUCAAAAACUGCUAACAAUAAUGUAGCUUCUUAGUAUUAAGUUGCUUGAAUUAGAAGAAGUGUUAGUCUACUCUUUUUGUGAAUGUUUAAAGUAUAUGAGCUUGAAUGAAGUGGAUAAGUGUUCAAUUUAUU
Molecule: messenger RNA, 1511 nt
Organism: Ipomoea nil (Japanese morning glory)
Lineage: Eukaryota; Viridiplantae; Streptophyta; Magnoliopsida; Solanales; Convolvulaceae
Exons: 7
Coding region: 140-1279 (379 amino acids)
Source: RefSeq, a predicted model, not a curated record